Molecule: messenger RNA, 2290 nt
Organism: Euleptes europaea (tarantolino)
Lineage: Eukaryota; Metazoa; Chordata; Lepidosauria; Squamata; Sphaerodactylidae
Gene: LONRF2
Product: LON peptidase N-terminal domain and ring finger 2
Exons: 12
Coding region: 1-2229 (742 amino acids)
Molecular function (GO): protein binding
Source: RefSeq, a predicted model, not a curated record
AUGGAGCUGGCGGCGGCGCCGCCGGGCGGCCCCUGCGCGGAGAUGCUGCAGGUGGCGGAGGAGGCUUUCCGAGGCGGGCGGUUCGCGCUGGCGGCCGAGCUCCUGGGCUCGCAGCUGGCCGCGCGGCCCCAGCCCGAGCGGGGCCUGUGGCUGCGGCGCGGGGAGGCGCUGGCGCGCGCCGGGCGCGCGGCCGAGGCGCUGGAGUCCUACGGCGCGGCCGCCCGGCUGGCCCGCCUGCGGCCCGAGGAGCUGCGCCCGCUGGCCGAGAGCUGCGCCCUCGCCCUGCGCGCCCAGGGGGCCGCGGGGGACCCCGCCUGCUGCCGCCCGCCCGAGCCCCUGGGCUGCCCGGCGUGCCGCCGCCUGCUCUGCGAGCCCGUGGCUUUGCGCUGCGGACACACCCAGUGCAAGCGCUGCGCCCUGGGCGGCGGAGGGCAGUGCGCCCCUUGCGCGCCGGGCGCCCCGCCGCCGCCGCCCGCCGCCCCUCUGCGCGUCAACGUGGUGCUGGGCGGCGUGCUGGAGAAGUGGUUCCCGGGCGAGAGCCGCGCGCGCCGGCUGUGCGCCGAAGGGGACGCGUCGUGGGAGAGGCAGGAGCUGGCCGCCGCCCUGGACAAGUACGACCAGGCCCUGGAGCUGGUUUCCUGUAAAUGUUCGUUGAUAGCACAACGGGCAGAACUCUGUACAGCUAUGAAGAAUUAUCAGCAAGCCCUUUAUGAUGCAGAGGUCCUCUGUCGAAAUAAACCCCACUGGCCUAAGGGUCAUUAUUUGAAAGCAAAAGCUCUUUCUGGCUUAGGAAGGAUUGAAGAAGCAUUGAAGGAGUUUCUUUAUUGUGUUGCCUUAAAUCCUGAAUGGAGUUCAAUGAAGAUGGAAGCCCAAAAGAUCAUGUGUGAGAUGUUUUUUCCAGCCUUUGAAAAUGUGCACGAUACUCUAACAACUCCUUUUUGCAAUCGGACCUCUUAUACAAGGUUGAAGCCUGCAUUUCUAAGUAGCAUAAAUACACAGUCUUCUGCAGAGGAUGGGCUAACUGAAGAGAGCUCAAAGGAGACUGUCUUGAGGUUAACAAAAAACCCGUCCCAAGAGACUGAUGUAUUUCGAAAUACUGAUUCUUCUGUUUCCCAUCAUAUACUGGAUUCGUAUUUUGAAGAUAAAAAAAGUCUGGAAACAGUCCUCUCUAAUCUACCUGGUGCAAGCUUAAAAAGAAAGUUUUCUAGUGAUGCUGGAAAUCUACAGAACUUAGAUGUCCCUAGCAAAAUUCCUAGAAAAGAUGGGGCUACUACGUGUGCAAACUCCUCCACUCUUCCCUUAAAAGUGAUACCUGCAAACCUCGUAGAUGCGUCUGACUUUGAGUGUUCCCUCUGUAUGAGGUUAUUUUAUGAGCCUGUCGCAACUCGUUGUGGACACACAUUCUGCCUCAAAUGCCUUGAACGUUGUAUGGACCAUAAUCCUCACUGUCCACUAUGUAAGGAAGAGCUCUCUGAGUUUUUGGCAAGUAGAACUUAUAAAAAAAACAUCCUUACUGAAGAGUUAAUAGUACGUUACUUACCAGAAGAGUUGUCCGAAAGGAAGAAAGUUUACGAAGAAGAAAUGAAGGAAUUGUCAAAUUUGAAUAAAGAUGUUCCCAUCUUUGUGUGCACCAUGGCUUUCCCUACCAUCCCCUGCCCUCUUCAUGUCUUUGAACCUCGCUAUCGGUUAAUGAUAAGAAGAUGCAUGGAAACUGGAACCAAGCAGUUCGGCAUGUGUUUAGCGGAUGAGUUGAAAGGGUUUGCCGAUUAUGGCUGCAUGCUAGAGGUCAGGGAUGUGAAGUUUUUCCCCGAUGGCCGUUCAGUUGUUGAUACGGUUGGCGUUCGACGUUUCAGAGUUUUGAGCCAUGGUCAACGAGACGGGUACAAUACUGCAAACAUUGAAUAUCUGGAAGAUAAAAAGGUUGAAGGAGCAGAGUAUGAAGAACUUGUCCGACUUCAUGAUUCUGUGUAUGAUCAAGCUGUUGCAUGGUUUACUUCUCUUAAGGACAAUAUGAAAGCACAAAUUUUAAACCACUUUGGAUCAAUGCCAGGGAAAGAACCUGAGCCACAGAGCAGUCCCAGUGGUCCGGCUUGGUCUUGGUGGCUGUUAGCAGUAUUGCCGCUAGAGAAUAGGGCCCAGUUGGCCAUUCUUGCUAUGACUUCGCUGAAAGACCGGCUUAUUGCUAUACGACGUGUAUUAAUAUUUGUGAUGCGCAAAAGACCCAGAUGACAUCGCCUUAUUUGUGACUGGACACUGCAACCCACUUGUUGCAAAAGCUCGUUUAAAAUGA